Lasiodiplodia theobromae is the source of this 2553-nucleotide messenger RNA. Its product is annotated as Lactonohydrolase. Gene Ontology annotation, cellular component: membrane. The coding region runs from base 1 to 2553 and encodes 850 amino acids. Gene Ontology annotation, biological process: transmembrane transport. The record is from RefSeq and is a predicted model, not a curated record. NCBI's taxonomy places the organism in Eukaryota, Fungi, Ascomycota, Dothideomycetes, Botryosphaeriales, Botryosphaeriaceae. The transcript has 6 exons. Gene Ontology annotation, molecular function: transmembrane transporter activity.
AUGCGUCCCCUGGCUGUUCCACUGCUCGCCUCCGCUGCGCUUCUGGCAGCAUCCCAGCAGGUUCCCCUCGAGCUCGAUGAGAGCCCGCUCGCGGCACCAUGCAGCGGCGGCUACUCGUUCCCCGCCAUCGUCUGCAUCCGCAAUCGAGGCGCCGUGAUCCGAGGCGACUGGGAGCGGCCCGUCACCAACGACCUCGCCCACGCCGACACCUUCCGCUCCACCAACAUGCCGCACGAGCCCAGCUUCCGCCACGUGCAGGACGCCGACUUCGUCGUCUGGGACGAAAGCCGUGGCAGCCACGUGCUCGGGCCCGCGCCGGCCGUCGACUUCGUCUUCACCACAAAGGGCCUCCUCUCGCACGAAGCCCCCGUCUACUCGCCCGAGACGAACGAGCUGUACUUCGCGCGGCUGGAGCACCGUUUCCUCGCGCAGCUGGCCGUCGACCUGAACGCGGACCCGCCCGUGCUGCGCGAGAAGACGGCGAACCCGCCCAUCUACGGCGCCACGGGAGCCCGCUACCGCAAAGGCCUCAUCUACUUCUCCACCCUCGGCGGCGACGACUUUGGUGGUCACAGCUACCGCCCCGGCAUCUACACCCUCAACGCCACCUCGGGCGAGUCCCGCGCCCUGCUCAACAACUACUACGGCUACUACUUCAACGGCGCUGACGACUUUGACAUCGAUGCCGACGGCCAUAUCUGGUUCACCGACAACGACUACGGCCGCGCCGUCCGCCUCAACGCCGCCGCCCCGCAGCUCAACCCGGCCACCUACCGCUUCGACCCCGCGACGGGGCUCGUCACGGUCGUCGAAGACACUCUGCGCGAGCCGAACGGCGCGCAGUUCUCGCCCGACGGCCGCACCUUGUACCUGACAGACACGGGCGCCGGCGAGACCGUCAUCGACGCCGCCGUCUCACCAGCGCCGCCCAUCCAGUACAACAGCACGGGCAAGAGGUCCAUCUACGCGUACGACGUCGACCCCGUGCGGAAGGUGCUCGGCAACAAGCGGCCGUUCUACCAGAGCAUGCAGAUGGUGCCGGACGGGAUCAAGGUGUCUGAGGAUGGCCAAGCAUUGAAGCACUUUCUGACAAUGACGGCUGUAACUCCUAAUGAACGCACGAGGCUCCUUGAAAGCCAGAGCUACGUGGCAGAUCCCCUCACGCUGGUGGGCAAAGAAGAUCCGAAAGCAUGGCAUACGGAGAAGAAGUGGGCGGUGGCCAUAGUUGUGUCUUGCUACGGCCUCAUCAUCCCGGCCACUGCAGCAAUGGUGGUGCCCGCAUUCACCCAAAUUUCUCACGACCUCAACAUCAGUGGUGACGGUGAAGUGCAACUGGUCAUGUCCGUCUUCUUGCUGGGAUGGGGCAUUGGACCCAUCCUCGUUGCCCCGCUCUCCGAGGUGUACGGCAGGCGACUGCUGCUGAACACUGGACACACGCUCUUCUUGAUCACAAAUACUCUUUGCGGAUGUGUCUCAAACAAGUCACACUUCAUGUUCUUGCGCUUUAUCUCUGGGCUCUGCGGCAGUGGCCCCAUGUCUAUCGGCGCUGGCGUGCUAAGCGAUCUCUGGCACAAAGAAGAGCGAGGACUCUCCCUAUCCAUCUACGCCCUCGGCCCCCUCGCCGGGCCCGCCAUCGGCCCCAUCGCCGCAGGCUACAUCGUUGAAAAGCUGUCAUGGCGGUGGAUCUUCUUCAGCGCGUCCACCUUUGCGUUCAUAAUGCUGGUCCUGGGCUACUUCCUGCUGCUCGAGACCUUCCCACCCGUACUUCUCCGCUGGAAGAAGCAGCAUCUGCGCGCGAAGGGAUUUUUCAUUGGCGAAGACGAUGAGGUUGAAGAAGCCAAGGGCAAGACGCUGUCGUCGCUCAAGGGCGAGCUCAAGCGGCCCUUCGUCAUGCUCGGCACGCAGCCCAUCAUCCAGACGGUCGCGCUGCUGAUGGGCUUCCUGUUCGGCCUGAACCAGCUGACCAUCGCCACCUUCGAGACGCUGUGGGAGGAGCGCUACGGCAUGCCGCCGCGCAAGGCGUCGCUGAACUACGCCUUCAUCGCCGCUGGCCUGACGUUCGGGUCGCAGGUGGGCGGGCGCAUCAACGACAAGAUCUACGCCCGCCUCAAACGCCGCAACAACCAAACCGGCCGCCCCGAGUUCCGCGCGCCCCUGAUGCUCGCCGUCGCCCUCCUCCUGCCCGUUGGCCAGCUCCUCUACGGCUGGUCCGCCCAGUUCCGCCUAUACUUCCUCCUCCCCAACCUCGGCGUCACACUGUUCUCCACCGGCAUCAUCGUCGGCUACCAGUGCAUCCAGGCCUACGUCAUCGACUGCUACCCCGUGUAUGCGGCUUCCGCCAUGGGCUCGCUGACCCUGCUGCGCUCCGCCGGCGGCUUCGUGUUUCCCGAGGUGGCGCCCGCGCUGUACCGCGCGCUGGGGUACGGCUGGGCGAGCACGCUGAUUGCCGGCGUGGCGGGUGUGGUCGGGGUGGCGGCGCCGGUGGUGUUGUGGGUUUGGGGCCCUGGGUUGAGGGCGAGGAGUCCGUAUGCGUCGGGGGAGGUGGGGUUGUGA